AUGGCAAUUUACACUGUCAUUUUAAAAGCAUUUCUCAGAUAUUUGCUAGGCAUUUUAUGGAAGGAGACACUGAGGGACUGCAGGCAGCAUCUGGACCUAAUGGGGACCUCCAACCACAGGCAGCAAAAAGGCCAGUCAUACAGCCACAAGGAAACGAAUUCUGCCAAAGCCAAAAGAGUUUGGAAACAGAUUCUUUCCCAGUCAAACUUCCAGAUGAGAAUGCAGUCCAGCCUGCAUCUCGAUUGCAGCCUGUGA
Messenger RNA from Diceros bicornis minor, 255 nucleotides. RefSeq names its product D-amino acid oxidase activator (gene DAOA). The transcript is spliced from 2 exons. The coding region runs from base 1 to 255 and encodes 84 amino acids. Lineage: Eukaryota; Metazoa; Chordata; Mammalia; Perissodactyla; Rhinocerotidae. The record is from RefSeq and is a predicted model, not a curated record.